Molecule: messenger RNA, 2222 nt
Organism: Oncorhynchus tshawytscha (Chinook salmon)
Lineage: Eukaryota; Metazoa; Chordata; Actinopteri; Salmoniformes; Salmonidae
Product: calcium/calmodulin-dependent 3',5'-cyclic nucleotide phosphodiesterase 1B
Exons: 14
Coding region: 413-1933 (506 amino acids)
Biological process (GO): signal transduction
Molecular function (GO): 3',5'-cyclic-nucleotide phosphodiesterase activity
Source: RefSeq, a predicted model, not a curated record
CUCGCGCUCUCUCUCUCUCCUUCCCCCCAUCCCUCUCUCUCUCUCUCUCUCUCCCUCUCUCUAACCCUGCUUCCUUCACAUAACUUACACACGUUGGCCUAGACCUAUCACAGUUCAGUUAGGUCCCCCCAGAUGGGUGCAAGCUACGCAGGCAGGGGUGUACUAGAAGUGUUUCUCGGGACAGAGAACUUUGGGUGGUUCCGUUGAACAGUAGGCUAUCUGAGAGACUUUUUUACUAUCUAGAUAUUCUCAGGAGAGUGUACUCUCUCUCUCUCUCUCUCUCUCUCUGUGCUUUGUGUCACUACGCCUGAGCUCAGUGCUUAGGAUUGUAAAGGACAGUACCAUUGGGUUGUGCAGACAGUGUCAAACUGUGGGUCUGUAAGGGUAUUACCUUACUGUGACUGUGGGGUGGAUGGCAGAGCUGGUGAGAGUGAGGAAGAAACACCUCCAGAUGCCUAUCUCCAGGCUGAGGUGUAUGGUCAAACAACUGGAGGAGAAAGAUGUGAACUUUGAAGAUCUGAAGAAGAACUUGGACUACACAGCAUCCUUACUGGAGGCAGUUUACAUUGAUGGGACCAGACCGGGUCUGGAUGCAGAGGAUGACCUCCAGAAGCUGCACUCUGAUGGCGUGCCCACGGAGGUUACUGAUUGGCUGGCUUCAACCUUCACUCAGAGGGCCCGCCGCCCUGCCCGCCGCUCUGACGACAAACCAAAGUUCCGCAGCAUCGUCCACGCAGUGCAGGCUGGGAUAUUCGUUGAGAGGAUGUUCAGAAGGGCCUACACUGCUGCCAUGCCUGACCAACCUGCAGCAGUAGUUAACUGUCUCCGGGACAUCGACCGGUGGAACUUUGAUGUGUUUGUUCUGAACACUGUCUGCCAUGACCAUGCACUACAGACCCUGUUCCUGGAGCUGGUCACACGAUACGGACUCAACAGCAGAUUCAAGAUCCCCAUCUCCUGUCUGAUGUCCUUCUUGGAGAAGCUGGAGAAAGGCUACAGUAAACAUAACAACCCGUACCACAGCAGUGUCCACGCAGCCGACGUCACACAAACCCUCCACUGUCUGCUCCUCCGUACAGGACUAGUGCACUGGUUGACUGAACUGGAGGUCCUGGCGUCACUGUUUGCUGCGGCCAUCCAUGACUACGAACACACUGGAACGACAAACAACUUCCACAUUCACACAAGGUCAGACUUUGCUAUGAUCUACAACGACCGGUCAGUCCAGGAGAGCCACCACAUCAGUGCUGCGUUCCAUCUUCUCCAAGACGACCAGUCCAACAUCUUCAUGAACCUCUCCAGGGAAGAGUGGAUGGAGCUGCGAGCGCUGGUGAUAGAGAUGGUGUUGGCUACCGACAUGUCGUCUCACCUCGUCCAGGUCAAAGCCAUUAAGGGGUGUCUGCAGCAGCACGAAGGCCUAGACAAACCCAAAGCCCUGUCCCUACUACUGCACACUGCAGACAUCAGCCACCCCUCCAAGCCCUGGGGUCUACACUCUCGCUGGACCAAAGCCCUCAUGGAAGAGUUCUUCAGACAGGGUGACAGAGAGGCAGAACUAGGUCUUCCUUUCUCUCCACUGUGUGAUCGGAACAGCACCCUAGUCGCAGAGUCGCAGAUAGGUUUCAUAGACUUCAUAGUAGACCCUACGUUCUCCCUACUGACUGACAUGGCUGAGAAGAUAGUCAUUCCCCUGGUGGAAGACAACCCAGGCCCACCAGACCCCUGCAAUCGGCAUAGUAAUCUGUGGAAGGAGAGUUCCAGAGGACUACAGUGGAGCCUGGCUCACUUCACCUCAGAACUGGUCACCUUCAGAUCCACCUGGACACGACACACAGAAGACAACAAGUUCAAAUGGAAGGAGAGCGGCUCCAAUGGAAUCUUGGAUCAGAACGUGACGAAGGAGCCGCCGACUGGGGAAGAGGAACUGUUCUAACGUUGUAAUGGUGCUCAACAGCAGAGAGGCCCUCUCGUGUAGUACGAUGCCAAUGGAAACCAUAUGGAAACCAUAGUAAUUUAAUGAGGGUUGAAAUAAACAUGCGGGUCAUGUUACUUGCUAAUUACCAAAUAUGUUUUCACCCAAAAACACAUUGUUUAACCAGUUAGGAAAAACAUUGAUGAAGAAACUGAACAAAGAACAUAUGUGUAGCAUGGGUAACAGGGGUGACAUGGGUAACAGGGGUAACAGGGGUAACAGGGGUAACAUGGGUAUCAGGGGUAACAUG